This is a messenger RNA of Hemibagrus wyckioides, 3962 nucleotides long. It is a transcript of the gene pth1r, whose product is annotated as parathyroid hormone 1 receptor. The record is from RefSeq and is a predicted model, not a curated record. NCBI's taxonomy places the organism in Eukaryota, Metazoa, Chordata, Actinopteri, Siluriformes, Bagridae. The transcript has 13 exons. Bases 737 to 2350 code for a protein of 537 amino acids. Gene Ontology annotation, biological process: adenylate cyclase-activating G protein-coupled receptor signaling pathway; cell surface receptor signaling pathway; intracellular calcium ion homeostasis. Gene Ontology annotation, molecular function: parathyroid hormone receptor activity; peptide hormone binding; G protein-coupled peptide receptor activity. Gene Ontology annotation, cellular component: plasma membrane.
GUCGCUGAAGGUGUGUUUUGAUUGGAAGUUAAACUCAUUGAAAUUUGUUCCAGAUUUUUUAGAUUUUGUUUGUUUAGAUUUCAUCACCUCUUACUAUUUUUUUUGUAGAAACUCAUUUUCAGCCUGACUUUGUUUUUAAUAGGAGUGUGUGUGUGUGUGUGUGUGUGUGUAAAGAGCAUAUUGCCUCUUUGACUGCGUCUUGCUGCUCUUGGACAGGAGAGAUGUUUUAGCGUGUACAGUGUGGUUAUACUGGAGGUUUGAUCUGCCUUGAAAGAGAAAAUUCUGGGGUUCAGACUUGGAGCGCUGCUUUAUUAUUAUUAUUAUUAUUCAUUAUUAUUAUUACUAUUACUAUUAUUAUGCGCGUGCACGGUUUUUUUCUGGUAUAAAAGGGGUUUAAAAAAACAGCUAAAAAUAAAAGGGAAAAUAUAUAUCCCUGCCCCUCCUGGUUUCUUUCUCCACAAAGAAAUCAUUUGAGCUUCCUACCGCAGCAGCCUGAACGGGACGUAAAUAGUUUCAGCAGCAUGUGGAUGUGAUUUUAGCACAGAGAGAGAGAGAGAGAGAGAGAGCAGACUCUUUUUUUUAGAAGGUUUUAAGACUUUGUGUUUUUAUGGGUCACUCCCUGCCAUGUGGUGCACGAACAUGACGGAGAAACAUCAGGAAGCUGAGCUCCACUGAACGUUCAUGCUGGAGAGAGACCCAGAUUUGUUGGUGUGAAGUGUUUUGGGAAGACGGAGGCAUGGGAUCCACGGCGGCGCUCCACACGCUCAGCUUCAUCAUCGUCAUGGUCAUCAUCUUCACCCUGCAACACGGCCUGGUGGAGGCGGAUGAUGUGCUGACGAAAGAAGAACAGAUGUACCUCAUCAUCAAUGCCAGGAACAAGUGCGAGAGCUCCAUAAAGUCCAGACACAAAACAGCUGCCAGUAACUGUGUCCCCGAAUGGGAUGGCUUUGUUUGUUGGCCUGAAGGAGUUCCAGGACGGACGGUGUCUGCUUCCUGUCCAGAGUAUGUUUACGACUUCAACCACAAAGGCCAUGCCUACAGGAAGUGUGAUGUGAAUGGAAGUUGGAAACUCACUGCAACGAACAAGACAUGGGCGAAUUACAGCGAAUGUGCGAAGUUCAUCACAAACUACAAUGACACCCGUGACAGGGAAGUGUUCGACAGACUUUACCUCAUCUACACCAUUGGAUACUCCAUCUCAUUCGGCUCCCUCAUGGUGGCCAUCGUCAUCCUCGGAUACUUCAGGCGUCUUCACUGUACGAGGAACUUUAUCCACAUGCACCUGUUCGUGUCCUUCAUGUUGCGAGCGCUCAGCAUCUUUGUUAAAGACGUUGUUCUGUAUUCGGGAACAAACUUGGAUGAGACUCAGCGAAUCACAGUCGAGGAUCUGAAAUCCAUCACUGAGGCUCCGCCCACUGAGAAGACCAAGUUUAUCGGCUGUAAGAUCACAGUCACGCUCUUCCUGUACUUCCUUGCGACGAAUUAUUACUGGAUCCUGGUGGAAGGCCUUUACCUCCACAGCCUCAUCUUCAUGACCUUCUUCUCUGACAGAAAGUACCUCUGGGGCUUCACUGUCAUUGGCUGGGGCGUCCCUGCGAUGUUCGUCACCGUUUGGGCGAGUGUUCGAGCCACACUUGCUGACACGGAAUGCUGGGACCUGAGUGCUGGUAAUCUGAAAUGGAUUGUGCAGAUCCCCAUUCUGACAGCCAUCGCGAUUAAUUUCCUGCUCUUCUUGAACAUCAUCCGAGUUUUGGCUACGAAGCUGAGGGAGAGUAACGCGGGCCGCUGUGACAGCAGACAGCAGUACAGGAAGCUGUUGAAGUCCACUCUGGUGCUGAUGCCGCUGUUUGGUGUUCACUACAUCGUGUUCAUGGCCAUGCCGUACACUGAGGUGUCUGGAGUCCCCUGGCAGAUUCAGAUGCACUGCGAGAUGCUCAUUAACUCCUUCCAGGGUUUCUUCGUUGCGAUUAUUUACUGCUUCUGUAAUGGAGAGGUCCAGGCAGAGAUUAAGAAGUCGUGGAGUCGGAGGACGCUGGCGUUGGACUUUAAGCGUAAAGCACGCAGCGGUAGCAGCACUUACAGCUACGGCCCGAUGGUUUCUCACACCAGCGUGACCAACGUGACGUCGCGGCAGCGUGACGUAAACAUGCGGCUCACGCCCGCUAACGCUAAUGUUAGCACCAACGGACACCGGAACCUUCCGGGCUACGUAAAGAACGGCUCGGUGUCAGACCAGUCCAUCCCCUCAUCUGCUCAGGAACUCCACGUGCAGGAGGACGAACCGUCCAAGAUGGCCACGGAUGAAAAACCUGCCCCACUGGUCGAGGAAGAGCGGGAAACGGUCAUGUGACCUGGUGGAAUGUUACACAGAACCUCAGGAUCUGCUCUCAGAGGAGUUCGCUAGCGUUGCUAAAUAAGAUAACAGCCUAGCGUUUCCUAGGCUAAUGAAGGAGCUCUGGAGCAGCAGCAGAGUUCAGAGGACGAUGUUUACGCUGCUGUGGGAUAUUUAAGGUGUAAAAUAUUGUAUAAAUUUUGUGUAUAGUGAAAGGUGUUACUUCGUGCUGCAUAUCUUUUCAUCAAAAGCAAAAUCAGGUGUUUCUUCUUUAAUCCUCUGUAGUUUGUGUAUUUUACCGAAAAAUGCUCUUUUUGUCGUAGCUGAAACUUUUUGAAGGGGUUACGACCUUUUGUAAUAUUUGAAGUAAAAUUUCGGGUGGGCGUGGAUUUGUUCUCUGAAAGUUUCAGACAGAAAUCGUUACUCAGACUCACACCAGAACAGACCUCCAGUUUAUUUUUUUAAGAAAAACAAAUUUCUGAAGAAAAAAAAGCGUGACUUCUUCCUGGAAUCCUCCAUGUCUGUGCUUUAGCCGCUAGCAUGUGUGUUGCUAUGCUGCCUCGCUAAUUUCCUCUCUAGUGUAAAAUAUUUGCUAAUCUGUCUGAUUUAUUUGGGGGUAAAAUUGAAGUACAUUCUUGCCGUGACCUCACGUCCUCUCAAGGAUUUUUUUCUGCCAGAAUUUUUUAAUAAACAUUCCACAUUCUUUACAUUUAAAGAGUUUAGUAAAAGAAGCUAAACAGCUGAACUUAUGACCUUAAUAAGCCUUGCAUGAAUUCAAAUUUUUCUCACACAGCUAGCUAACUUAGCUAACUCUCUAUUCAUUUAGCUAGUUGAGUUUGAGUUAGCAAAGGACUGGGACUGAAUUGGAAACUAAUGAAUUCAAUUUCUUUUGUUGUGUUUAUUAGCUGAAUUCAUGUCCAGUGUUUUGUUUACAGUGUGUUUAUUUUAUCCCCUUCAGCAGAUUCAACUUCAUCUCAAAACAACAUGAGGUCUAUUUAUUUAUUAGAUUUUUUAUUUUAAAUAUUUUUUGUAAAAGUGUAAAAUGCGUAAAUCCACUCGGUGUGUAUAAGUGUGUCAGGUUUGUAUUCGUGUAGGUCAAAAUGUUUACAAAAAAUAAUAAAAUAAAACAGAAAGAUGAUUGUGUUGUGAGCGAAAAGCACAGCCUUCAUGCUAACGUUUCUGGAAUGUGACGGAAUCUGGGACGAGAUCUUCUUUUACUGCGAUACGCUAAUGACUUAUUAAAGCAACAUUUAUACAAAUCAAAGAUAAUACUCAAGCUAAACGUCAUCCUUAGCUAGCAAUCUGAGCAUGUUAGCUAACAACUGAAAAUUUGUGCUAGUUUAAAGACAAAAAUAUCUGUGCGAACUAGCUAACCGAGCAUGUUAGCUAACUCUAUACCUGAAAGACUUUUAUAUUGAUUUAGCAACAAAAAAAAUUAUUUUAUUCACUGAAGGAAUUUUCACUUUUAAAGACAGUCGUACGAACACAUUGUAAUAUUCCGAAAAUUUUAUAUCAAUUUUUUAAAAGAAUUUCAAUUUCAAUUUAUUCAAGUAUUAGUGGUGUUGCUUUAAAAAGUUGUUACUGUGUGUGUUUAUUUGAACCUAUCAUUUUUUCGGAGAAAAUGUCAUUA